GCUUCCGCCCGGAAGGCCCCCCCAGGCAGCCUGCGGCAUGGUGUCCAUCACGGAGUGGCAGAAGAUCGGCGUGGGCACCGCGGGCUUCGGCGUCUUCUUCAUCCUCCUGGGAAUACUCCUAUACUUUGACUCGGUGCUCCUGGCCUUUGGAAACCUGCUGUUCCUGACCGGCCUCUCCUUCAUCAUCGGCCUGAGGAAGACAUGCUCCUUCUUCUUCCAGAGGCACAAGCUCAAGGGCACCAGCUUCUUCCUGGGGGGGGUGUUCAUUGUGCUCCUGCGCUGGCCCCUCCUGGGCAUGUUCCUGGAAGCCUACGGAUUCUUUACCCUCUUCAAGGGCUUUUUCCCUGUGGCCUUUGGCUUCCUGGGCAACGCUUUCGACAUCCCCUUCCUGAGUGUGCUGUUCCACAGGCUCCAGGGCAGCAGCUCAAUGGUCUGA
Molecule: messenger RNA, 436 nt
Organism: Condylura cristata (star-nosed mole)
Lineage: Eukaryota; Metazoa; Chordata; Mammalia; Eulipotyphla; Talpidae
Gene: GOLT1A
Product: golgi transport 1A
Exons: 5
Coding region: 38-436 (132 amino acids)
Biological process (GO): retrograde transport, endosome to Golgi; endoplasmic reticulum to Golgi vesicle-mediated transport
Cellular component (GO): membrane; endoplasmic reticulum
Source: RefSeq, a predicted model, not a curated record